CAAAAAAACAGUUCCCGAUCGUGCACUCACGUUCCAUAUUUUCGACUGGGCCAAACACUUCCACUGAACAACACCCGCAAAAAUCAUAACCCAUGUCCGAAAGUCUUCCCACUCUUCUUUGUUCCAUCCAACACCAUUACCUCAGCCAUUAAAACGAAUCAAAAAUUUAUUCAUAUAUAAAAAAAUAUCCACCGGAACAUGUUUUGCUGCAAGUGUCACUAUCUCCGUUGCAUGUCUUGAAUUGUUUUAUCGUUUGUUUAAGGUUUCCUGUAAUAAAGGGGCCUUCUUUUUGUGUUUUUUUUGUGUGAACUGUGAACUGGUGAAGUUGUGGUGGGGGGAAAUAGAGAGGAUGAAGUGGGUGGCUAUGAAAGGGGAAGGCAAAAUUGCAUUCAAGAUUAAGUCAAGAAUCAAAUGGGUUUUUUUGAUUGGUUUGAUUUUCUCUACUUUCUCCAUCUCCAUACAUUUUCUGCUAGCUAGAUACACGGAUUGGGGCGUUUCGGAGUAUCAGUCUUCUGUUACAAUUUUUUCCUGGAGGCCCAUCUUUCAGAAUGUAGAUCCUACUGCCAAUAAUCUUUUGUAUAGAAGACUUUGGGGCACAGUUAGGCUUCUUGAGCCUUUACAUCCCUAUGCGAACCCCGGAAAAGAUUAUGCAGCUCCUAUUGGAGAAACUAAUGGAUUCAUUUUUGUGAGGAUACGUGGGGGUUUCCAUGAGAUCAGAAACUCGAUCUGUGAUGCAGUUGUGAUAUCACGACUGCUCAAUGCCACGUUAGUUGUUCCUGAAAUUCAGUCCACUACAAGCAGCAAAGGAAUCAGCUCUCAAUUCAAGAGUUUUGCUUACCUCUAUAAUGAAGAUCAAUUCAUUGCUGCUUUAGCCAAAGAUGUCAAAGUUGUUAAAACCCUUCCACGUAUUCUCAAAUGGACAAGGAGAAAGAAAGAAAUUCCAUCCUUUCCGGUUGCAGCGUCAGCAUCUCCAAAUUUCUAUCUGCGUCAUGUUCUUCCUGUCUUGAGUAAGCACUCAGUUGUUGAACUUGUCAUAUCGGAUGGUGGAGCUUUGCAGGCAGUGCUUCCUCCACAUCUUGAGGAGUAUCAGAGACUUAGAUGCAGGGUUUCUUUUCAUGCUUUGAGGUUCAGAGAGGAGGUUGAGGAACUGGCUAACAAAAUUUUGAACAGAUUAAGGGCUUCCGGUCGUCCAUUUAUAGCCUAUGAACCAGGGAUGACGAGAGAGUCUUUGGCAUAUUAUGGCUGUGCCGAACUCUUCCAGGAUGUGCAUACUGAACUCAUUCAGCACAAAAGGUCAUGGAUGAUUAAACGUGGAAUUGUGAAGGGAAAUCUUUCUAUAGAUUCUGAAGAGCAACGGCUUAAGGGAUUAUGCCCUCUUAUGCCGGAGGAGGUUGGUAUUAUUCUUCGAGCAUAUGGUUACACAUCGGACACAAUAAUUUAUAUUUCUGGAGGAGAGGUCUUUGGUGGGCAGAAGAAGCUGAUUCCUCUCCAUGCUAUGUUUGAUAAUGUUGUCGAUAGAACCUCUCUAAGUGCACCGUGGGAAUUUAAUAAGUUAUACGGUCGUGAGGCCAGUAUUGAUGACAAAAUUCCAAUGGCUCCACCAGUUAAGCAAGAGGUGAAGGUUGACACUUGGAAAACCGCAGGUCCUCGUCCUCGACCUCUGCCACCACCACCUGCACGCCCAAAAUCUUACAAUAUAGAGGGUUGGUGGGGUUGGGUGGCUGAGAGUAAUAAAGAACCAGAAAGUACGGUUAUAGAGCUACGGACUAAUGCUCAUAAAUUACUAUGGGAGGCUGUAGACUAUAGGGUAUGUGUUGAAGCAGAUGUUUUUGUUCCUGGAUUUGAUCGAGAUGGUAAAGGGCAUCCAAAUUUUGCCAGUUUAGUAAUGGGUCACAGACUUUACCAGUUUGCUGCAUCCAAGACAUUCAGGUUUGAUAGGUAAUAUAGAUUGCAAAUUACUCCUUUCUUUCUUGCUUGAUCCCGCUCCACUAUAUUGUCCUGCAAAUUAUUGUUUUCAGUUCAUUUCAAUCCUUAUAAAGUUUAUCAAGAUGUUUUUAAAGUUUGAAGAAGAUUUUAUUGUUUGUGUAUUUUUUCUCAAAGGUAUCGGCUGGGGUUUUCUUUUAAAAUUUUUUCACAUUCCUCCAUCCUUAUCUUCCAUGCAGAAAGGCAGUUGCCAGUAUGUUGGAUGAGAUCCGGGAACACUCAUAUCAGGCCAACCAUACUUGGAUAGCAUCGAUACGCAGGCAUCUCCGAAAAAGCUUGAUUGAUGAACUAACAAAGGAAUCUAACAGCUCAAAGCAGCAAUAUUUCCUAUCUUUUCCAGUCCCUGAAUGUUCAUGCAUAAGAAAGAGUUCCCCUGAAAGAUCUCCUCAUUCUUCAAGUUCUUCGGCAUCCCCAGAACUUCCUGCGUUUCUUGGAAAGACUCGCAGUUGUCCAGCUUGGAUGGAGAGUCAUAUGACUGAUGAACAAAAGGACAAGGAAAGCGAAGAGGAACUUGAUGAAGACGAUUCUGCAUCUCUUGGGUUGUUUCUUCAACAGAGCAAUAAUCAGGAAGCUGGAGACGGGGAAACAAACAGCAAAGAAGAAACUCCGAUGGAGGAUAAUGAGGAAGCUGAAGCAGGAGAAAGAUGACAAAGUUUCAGGGUUCUUCCUCUUGAAAUCCUGUUGUUGUAGAUGUGUAUAUAUGUUUUGCCUUUAGGUGGCUGCUAAUUUAGGUAGUAGAUGAAAAGUUACUCUAGAAUUCAAUUUUGACUCAGUUUAGUUGAGUUCUGCUAACACUAACAUUUGAUUGUUUAGUUUGAUUAGUCUGAUUGCCAUUCAUGAUUUCAUGUGAUCUCUGGGCAUCAUUUCUCCAUUGAAUAUGGCAAACUCUAGUUGCAGAGCUUGAGAAAUGUUUGUCAUCCCUUACAUUAUCGGACUAAUAUUGCUAGUGGUAGAAGAUGUUAUGCAAUUACAGAAGAAAUAGAAGGCAAAAAUGAGAAUGUUCCCA
Molecule: messenger RNA, 2989 nt
Organism: Oldenlandia corymbosa var. corymbosa
Lineage: Eukaryota; Viridiplantae; Streptophyta; Magnoliopsida; Gentianales; Rubiaceae
Source: the annotation of a GenBank genome assembly